This is a messenger RNA of Hyalella azteca, 2530 nucleotides long. RefSeq lists its product as uncharacterized. Lineage: Eukaryota; Metazoa; Arthropoda; Malacostraca; Amphipoda; Hyalellidae. The transcript is spliced from 3 exons. The record is from RefSeq and is a predicted model, not a curated record. Gene Ontology annotation, cellular component: membrane. Bases 300 to 1817 code for a protein of 505 amino acids. Gene Ontology annotation, biological process: G protein-coupled receptor signaling pathway. Gene Ontology annotation, molecular function: G protein-coupled receptor activity.
AAUCUAUACCUAAAAAUACAAGUAUUUUGAGCCAAAAGCAAAGAGAACUUUUCCAGUGAAUUCUGUACGAUAUCAAGUCAAAGGAAAGCAGGAACUAAAUUAUUAGAAAUCUGUGAUAAAUUCCGCGUUAAUGCGGUUAAAGUUGCACUACAAAAAAUGAAGAAAGCCACAUCAGACACAUGGUUUUUCUUGGCGGUAAAUAAGCUGUCAGGAGGUCGCCAGAUGUCAGGUUAGCAGUAUCGUGGAUACUCGACAUUCAUAUAUAGCCAAGUCAAAUCUUGACGCCUUCGCUUUCCUUGAUGCACCAGCUCGGCACAAACUGCUCUCUCCUACAAGACGGUAGAUCCUUCUUCAACCUUUCUUCCACUACUCGUCCCGACCUUCAAUCCCCAGACCAUGACUCGCACUUGCAUGCGGUCUACAUGGUGGGCUUCCCUACCUUCAUCGCCGUGGGUAUACUGGCGAACAUCAUCGACCUCUGGGUGCUGUCACAGCCCUCCAUGCAGGGCAUUGCCUUCAGGUACUUGGCGCGACUUGCUGCCUCUGACUUACUCUACCUGCUGUUCAACAUUCCCUUCUGUCUGGAGGAAUUCGCCCUAACCUCAGACGGCUUGCCAGUGACCGAGUCUGCCGCCAUCUACUACGCCUACAUCGCGGUGCCAGUGGUGAAUUUCUUCCUCACGCUCAGUGUUUACAUUGUAGUGUGGCUCUCAUACGACCGCUGGCUCGCCGUCUGCUAUCCGCACAAAUUCUCAAGUCAACAAACCCUCGUUGUCGUCUACAGACGAUGUAUAGCAACGUUCCUGGUGACUUUCGCCAUAUACGUUCCGUGUCCGCUCAGGCAAACGUACUCAUGUUAUGCGUCGUCUGGUGACAUACCAGCUUGUUGUAUAUACGAGAGCGAGUACAUGAAUCAGAAAUGGUAUUAUUUUUACGAGUUUGGCAGGGAAGUUUACUCACGCUUUCUCCCUGGGAUAUUAAUAACAGCUUUUAAUAUGGCAAUAAUUUGGACUUUGCGACUGGCAAAACGAAAUAAAAAUUGUCGUCCCACUUCGCAAGUUGUGCAAGACUUUCAACGACGCAGGCCAAUUGAAGCCAUUUUUGGCAGAAGCAAGAGGCAGGAUGAUUCGGGCCAAACGGCAAUUUGCAUUGGAUUGCAUCACCUUAGUUUGAGCUGUUGCGACAACGCCGCGUCCAGUCCCGUGCUGCUGGCCAAACUUGAGCAGGAGUCGGUGCAGUGGAAAAGAGCGAGUGAUACAGGAAAACAAGAAAAGGAAGUAAAUAAUAUAGAAGACGAGAAAAGGGCAGCAAUCGAUGUAGAUGGUCAAGAAAAGGAAGCCACUAGUGUAGAUAGCCAAGAAAGAGAUGUAGGUAUAACUCACAGCUCUCAAAGUUCGUUCGGAAAGUUUUCGGAACAUCAUCGCCAGGAUAGAAUCGUGCGUCAUUGUAGCGUGAUCCCGAUCCGCCCUCUGCGAACAAGUCUUCAUUCUAACCAGAGCAAGACUUCCAAGAAACAGAGAGGAAGCUACAUAAUUGUUAACGAGAACCGUAACGAUCGAGAGGUUUGUUUGGUGUUCCUCCUGCUUGCUAUCACGGUUUUCUUCUACAUCUCCUCCUUCCCCAGCGCAUUGUACAAAAUAAUUCCCCUGAACGACGAUAAGCAGCAUAAGCAGCCUGUGAACACAUUUCGAGCGGUCGCCGAUGUGCUCGAAGUCUCUGGUCACGUUUUCAAUUUUUUUCUCUACUUCCUCCUGAGUCCAGAAUUCCGUAAAACUCUAUUGCUCCUCAUUCCUAGAUUAAGCUGCCAAGAUGCGUGAACUCAAAAAUUCUAAUGACAUCCUUAAUCAAAUUUCGUCAAUUCAGUUUAUUUUUGUAAAAUUACUAAAGUAUCAAGUACUAAUGCCAUCAAAUUUGUUCCACUAAAUAGAAACCCCGUUUAUAUAGCUUUAAUGCCCCUUACUUUAGUUCGUGAAACUGUAUACAUAUUAGAUUGUAUCAUGAAAGUUAAAAAAAUGAAUUUAAGAUUUAAGUUGCUAUUAUAUGUCUUGCCAAUGCGUGGACAAUCAUAAGUAUUCUUGUGGGUAACUUGUACAACACGGAUUUACAUCAAGACCUAUUGGUAUAGUUUUCUUGCAGUUCAUCCAGCCAGCAAUUCUCCUCCUCAGUGGUCAUUCAACUCCAUUAUUCUGCUAAUUUAUUUAUUUUUUUUUAAAUAAAUAUAUACACUCAAAUAAAGCGGUAAAUAUGAAUAAUAUUUUUAUUCUAGAUGUAUAGGAUGCGUGAAACGUGCUUAUAAUUAAGUCGCAUUGUAAACCAGCCUUGUGCAAGCUUCUUAAUGUUAGUCUGCUUUCUGCCAAGACGCGCAGUGCGGAAAGCGUGUUCAUGUACAAUACGAAGGUUGCGUUAUUUGUGGCAUAUAUUGGAUCCGUAAAGGAUAAGAUAAAAAUUCAAGUUGAAUACCGUUGGUUUCGCUAGAUCAAUAUCCAAAAAAAUAUAACUCAGUACUCACUGCAGUGAGUGACAGAGAGCG